AUGUUGGAGGCAUGCAUACCUGUAUCUGGAGAAUCUGUGUACCUGAUGCAACGACAGUGUGAAUGCACAGAACGUGAACGAGAUCGGCAGCUUGAGGAUGAACUGCGUGAUCCAUCGAAUUUUGCAGAGUUUUUUGUCCCAAGACCCCUUCGGCUGACUUUGCUAGGGUUUGGCGCAUUCUCCUGUCUCACGGGCACAUUUGUAGCUUUUUCAAAUGUUGCAACGGACACCAGUCUCAUCAUUGGAGAAGGCCCAUUAAACAAUUUGGUAAUCAACCUUUUCGGCUUUGUGAUUUUUUCCACACUAUUUUGGCUGGAUCGUAGUGGGGCCGAGAGAAGAGUGUCAAAAAGAAAACAAAUAAGGGAGGCACAGAUCGAAUUUGGGGACAGAGAAGUCUAUGUCAACAAGGAAGGAGAGAAAAUGUCAAAGCUAAAGGAGGUUGAUGAUGACUGGAUUCUUCGGCGGUUGGAGCGCUGGGGUCGGCGUGACAGGAUGCCAUUUGUCGGUCCUGAAAAGGGGGCGAUUCUGCAAUCGCUAGUCAAAGAGAAGAGACCAAAGCUUGUAGUGGAGGUUGGAACAUUGUGUGGAUACUCAGCCAUUUUGAUUGCCCAAGUGCUGCCUCCUGGAUCCCGGCUGUGGACCUACGAGGUGGACUGGAAAUGGGUCCUUGUUGCCAAGCGAUUCCUGUGGCAAGCCAGCCAGGGCUCAAAGAACGCAGCACUGGCAGAAACUAUCAGUGACAAGGUGGACGUAAGAUGGGGUGAUGCUCGCAAAAAGAUGGCAGAAUUGGAAGAGGAUCGCAUUGACAUGCUGUUCUUGGAUGGCAUCCCCAACCAAUACAUUGAAUACUUGAAAGCAGCUGAAGACAGACUUGCACAUGGUGCGCUGGUGGUGGCAGACAAUGCGGGAGUUUUUGCAGACGGGGGAUUGAAGGAGUACCUGCAGUAUGUGCGCAACAGCCCUAAGUAUGAGAGUAGCUUUGUGGAAUCUGUUUAUGAAUGGAGCAAUGUUCCUGAUGGGUUGGAAGUUUCAGAAUUUAUUGGAUGA
Molecule: messenger RNA, 1047 nt
Organism: Ostreobium quekettii
Lineage: Eukaryota; Viridiplantae; Chlorophyta; Ulvophyceae; Bryopsidales; Ostreobiaceae
Source: the annotation of a GenBank genome assembly